Trichomycterus rosablanca is the source of this 2507-nucleotide messenger RNA. RefSeq names its product armadillo repeat containing 8 (gene armc8). Gene Ontology annotation, biological process: proteasome-mediated ubiquitin-dependent protein catabolic process. Gene Ontology annotation, cellular component: GID complex. The coding region runs from base 7 to 2028 and encodes 673 amino acids. The record is from RefSeq and is a predicted model, not a curated record. Gene Ontology annotation, molecular function: protein binding. Lineage: Eukaryota; Metazoa; Chordata; Actinopteri; Siluriformes; Trichomycteridae. The transcript is spliced from 22 exons.
AGAGACAUGGCGUGUCUUCUGGAGGCCCCUCUGCGCAUCAGCGUGUUAUCUGAAGUUACAGCCACCAGUCGUCAUUAUGUUGACCGGCUCUUUGAUCCCGAUCCAGAGAAAGUGCUGCAAGGUGUCAUUGACAUGAAGAAUGCAGUCAUUGGAAAUAACAAACAGAAGACAAACCUAAUUGUCCUGGGAGCUGUGCCCAGGCUUCUAUAUUUACUCCAGCAGAGCUCCUCCACUGAAGAGUUGAGGACAGAAUGUGCAGUGGUGUUAGGCAGCCUAGCUAUGGGCACAGAGAACAACAUUAAGUCCCUGGUGGACUGUCACAUCAUCCCUGCACUGCUUCAAGGUCUCUUGUGUCCAGACCUGGUCUUCAUUGAGGCUUGUCUACGCUGCUUAAGGACAGUUUUUAUCAGUCCAGUCACACCAGUGCAGCUACUCUACACAGACUCCACUGUGAUCCCUCACCUGAUGUCUUUACUAAGCCGGUCACAGCACACACAGGAGUACAUAACCCAGAUAUUCUCCCACUGUUGCAAGACUCCAGAGCAUCAGACAGUUUUGUUUAACCAUGGUGCCAUUGAGAACAUUGCUCCACUGCUCAUUUCUCCAUCUUUUAAGGUACAAAUGCAGGCAUUAAAAUGUUUUUCCGUCCUUGCGUAUGAGAAUACUCAGGUCUCCAUAACAAUGGUCAAUGUGCUGGUGGAUGGGGAGCUGCUCUCUCAGGUUUUUGUGCGAAUGAUGCAAAGGGAUAAACCUAUUGAAAUGCAGCUGACAGCAGCCAAAUGUUUAACUUAUAUGUGUCGAGCAGGUGCUAUCAGGUCAGAUGACUGCUGUAUUGUACUAAAGACUCUGCCAUGCCUGGUGCGGAUGUGCAGUAAGGACCGAUUGUUGGAGGAGCGAGUGGAGGGGGCAGAGACACUAGCAUAUCUAAUGGAGCCAGACGUUGAGCUUCAGAAGAUAGCCAGUGUGACCGAUCACCUGGUUGCCAUGCUCGCUGACUACUUCAAAUACCCCAGCUCAGUCAGUGCCAUUACUGACAUCAAGAGGCUGGAUCAUGACUUGAAGCAUGCUCAUGAACUGAGGCAAGCAGCUUUUAAGCUCUAUGCAUCUCUGGGCUCUAAUGAUGAGGAUAUUAGGAAAAAGAUCACAGAGACAGAGAACAUGAUGGACAGGAUAGUGAGCGGCCUGUCUGAGUCCAGUAUCAAGGUCCGCUUAGCGGCUGUCAGGUGUCUCCACAGUUUGUCUCGGUCAGUGCAGCAGUUAAGAACGAGUUUCCAUGAUCACGCAGUGUGGAAGCCUUUAAUGAAGUUGUUACAAAGUGCCCCAGAUGAAGUGCUGGUCAUGGCCUCUUCAACUCUAUGCAACCUGUUACUGGAGUUUUCACCCAGCAAAGAGCCCAUCCUAGAAUCGGGGGUAAUCGAGUUACUGUGCAGCUUAACACAAAGUGACAGUCCUGCACUGAGGGUCAAUGGCAUCUGGGCUCUCAUGAACAUGGCUUUUCAGGCAGAUCAGAAGGUAAAAGUGGAGAUCAUGCGAGCACUGGGGACAGAGCAGCUUUUUCGGCUCCUAUCAGAUCCCGACACCAACGUGCUUAUGAAGACACUGGGCCUACUACGCAACCUUCUCUCAACACGACCACAUAUAGACCAGAUCAUGAGCUCAAAUGGGAAACAGAUCAUGCAGGCAGUCACACUGAUCCUAGAGGGAGAGCACAGCAUAGAUGUCAAGGAGCAGACAUUGUGCAUACUGGCCAAUAUUGCGGAUGGCAGCACAGCAAAGGAGCUCAUCAUGACCAAUGACGACAUUCUGCAAAAAGUCAAGUACUAUAUGGGGCACUCUAAUGUAAAGCUGCAGCUGGCUGCCACCUUCUGCAUUUCCAAUCUGGUGUGGAAUGAGGAGGAGGGUUCUCAGGAGAGGCAGGAUAAAUUAAGGGAAAUGGGCUUUGUAGAUGUUUUACACAAACUUACCCAGGCAUCAGAUCCUAACCUCUGUGAUAGGGCAAAGACAGCGAUGCAGCAGUAUUUAGCGUGACCCCACCUCAAGAGGACUGGAGUUCCACAUUUGCCUCUGUUUUUGGAGUUUUGGCUUGUUUUUUUGUUGUUGCACAAGACACCUUUUGACUGCAAUGAGUCAAUUGCAUAACCUAGAGACACAGUUGCAAUGGCACACUUUCUAAAACGUUUAAAUCAAGUUUUAACUUAAAGUGAUUUUGUUAACUUUAUACUACUUGUGCUGCAGUGCCACCUGGUGGUUGUGAUGCUUUAGUGCGUUGGACUUCGUUUGCUAAGCUAAACAGACUAAUGGCAGGGUUAAAAGGAGCGUUGUCUCCUUGUUUCAGUUUGCUGAUUCCUUAUUGAUUUAUUAUUAGCAUUAAUUAUUAAUAUUGUUUUAAGAGAGGGUUACAUUAUGAAAAGACAAAGUUAAAACGACUGCUUUUGUGUACACAUACCUCGUAAAUAUAUAUAUAUAUAUAAAUAUAUAAAUAUAUUUUUGAUUUAUAUUUUCAUCUA